GGACGCGGUAGCCGCGUAUUGUCGCUCAAGAGUCAAAGCCUCUCUUUCUUGAUGGGCCUUCCCCAGGAUUUGAAUCCAGAGGUAGAGGUCAUCGAAUGCUCUGAUGAUGAUUGCGAGCUGUCGUCGCUUUUCCCAGUGGCAAUCUGACUCAGUGCCACUUCUCAGUGCCGACCUAAGGCUUACCCAGCUUUUGGAGCAGAGUAUGGAGGAACUUUGCGAAUCCCAGGUGGAAGUGCCUGAAUGUUUCACGCCGGAGAAGCUGAAACAAGAGGCUGCGCUUCCGCACAUGCAGUCCACACCGACUCUGCCGUCUGCUUUCAGAAUACCAGAGAAUCGAGGUCGGUGUUCUGUUUUGACGUGCAAGCGGCCUGCAGCUGAACUGGUGGAGUCGUUGGAUCUAUCCUGGGAGGCCGUGUGGCCACAGCUCGAGGCUCAAGGAUGGCGUGUGGAGCACGGGCCCCGAGGAGCAUCACGCCAGGUCUACUAUAUGCCCCCGGGAGUGUUUCGAGGCCCAGGCCGAAAGAAUCGGAUUGACUACUUUGACUCCAAGAAGCUGGUGUUGCAGCUGUGUUAUGCUAGCAUGGAUCUCACCAGCUUCAAACGGCAAAAGCUGUUGUUGUGAUAGGCUCUCGCCUGCGGUAGUUUUCACUGUGAAAUUUUGAAGAAAUCAUUUUUUUGGAAUGUUGGGAGCAGAAUGUCCUGCUUGCACGCGAAUUGGAUGGGACCGGCCGAAAGAGACAGGGAA
This is a messenger RNA of Effrenium voratum, 745 nucleotides long. NCBI's taxonomy places the organism in Eukaryota, Dinophyceae, Suessiales, Symbiodiniaceae. The record is from the annotation of a GenBank genome assembly.